GGUUUGCAGUUGGACUGUCAGGCUAAACAGGGACACUUGGCAGGUUGUUUGCAGGUAUCGGCGGAGUGAAGGGCCGCACUCUCAGCCAUCGCAUUCACUGUGAAGCGCAGAGCAGGAGUCGUGUAAGAGACACCCACACAGAAAGAUGGCUUCUGAAGAUCUUCCUCUUCUCCUGCCCCGCCCCCGUCUGCAGCAGCUGGCCCGUGAUUGGCUGGCAGAGGAUGCUCCCUGGUUGGAUAUAGCAGGAUGGGCAGCUUCCCAUGGGAAAAGGGGCUGCCAGGAGGAGGCGGUAUUACUGUGUAAAUCUGCAGGGGUCCUAGCAGGGAGCCCCUUCUUCCAAGCGGUGUGUGAAGAGGCCGGCUGCCACGUGACCUGGGAACACGCCGACGGGGAACAGCUGGAGCCGGUGACGCGCGUGGCAACCGUAACAGGUCACAUCAAUGACAUUCUCAUAGCUGAACGACCGGCCCUCAAUGUCCUGUCCCGGGUCAGUGGAGUGGCUACUUUGGCGCGGCAAGUGGCUCAAGAGGCGAAGGCGUCGGGAUGGAAGGGGCAAGUAACUGGGACUCGGAAAACCACCCCAGGCUUCCGUCUGCCCGAGAAGUAUGGAGUACUGGUGGGGGGAGCCGGGACGCACAGAUACGGGACCAGCGACCUCGUCAUGUUGAAAGACAAUCACGUGUGGGCGAUGGGGGGAGUUAAACAGGCCAUGGCCGGGGUGCGCUCUCUCACUGGACAUACUCUGAAGGUGGAGAUUGAAUGUCGCUCUCUGGAGGAAGCUCUAGAAGCUGCAGGGUCUGGAGCGGACAUCGUCAUGUUGGAUAAUCUACCCCCAGAGUCGCUCCACGAAGCUGCGCUCUCGUUGAAGACCAGUUACCCCGGGGUGAUAGUUGAGGCAUCCGGGGGGAUUUUGCCUCAAAACCUUGUGCAGUUCCUUGGCCCUCACAUUGACGUUGUGUCCAUGGGAUGUCUCACUCAGGGGACUCCAUACGUCGAUUUCUCUCUUAAGCUUGCGAAAGGCUUGCGUGGGCCCCCCCCCUCCUAGAAUGAUGGUGGCCCCCGGCGGCCAGUCCCCCAUCAAAUUGUACCCCCAGUCACCCCAGACAAUCUCCCUCCUUUCAUACUGAUGUCCUUCUCGAUUGCCGGGCGUCUCUGCCCCAGGAUUAGGGGUAUUUGUAUCUCUUUUAAUAAAAAGCAUCCGUCUUUGAA
Spea bombifrons (plains spadefoot toad) is the source of this 1209-nucleotide messenger RNA. It is a transcript of the gene QPRT, whose product is annotated as quinolinate phosphoribosyltransferase. Gene Ontology annotation, biological process: quinolinate catabolic process; NAD+ biosynthetic process. Bases 146 to 1045 code for a protein of 299 amino acids. The transcript is spliced from 6 exons. Lineage: Eukaryota; Metazoa; Chordata; Amphibia; Anura; Pelobatidae. Gene Ontology annotation, cellular component: cytoplasm. The record is from RefSeq and is a predicted model, not a curated record. Gene Ontology annotation, molecular function: nicotinate-nucleotide diphosphorylase (carboxylating) activity.